AUGGCUCCUCGUCAGAAGAGAGAGAUCAAAUUCAUCGAGAACGAAAGAUCAAGGCUAUCUACUUUUUGUAGACGUCAAUGUAGCAUUUUCAAGAAGGCUGAUGAACUCUCAAAGAUACCUGAUGUUGAAUUGUUGAGAAAGAGGAACCAAGAAGAACUUGAGAAGUCCAAGAUGUUGGAGAAAGUAGAAUUGGAGGACUUGGUUGCUUUCAAGGAGAAACUGGAGGCCCUUCGAGCAGAUCGAAAGAGGAGACAUGAAGAGAUGAAGGCUUCGGCUACUCUCUUGAUGCUCUCAGAAGAAACCGAGAAUAAGAAGAUGAAGAUUGAGGCAGAUCCAAGGGAAAAAUAUGAACUUCGGCCUAGAAUUCCCCGGAACUAUGUCGAAUAG
This is a messenger RNA of Capsella rubella, 387 nucleotides long. RefSeq lists its product as uncharacterized. The record is from RefSeq and is a predicted model, not a curated record. Gene Ontology annotation, molecular function: protein dimerization activity; DNA binding. NCBI's taxonomy places the organism in Eukaryota, Viridiplantae, Streptophyta, Magnoliopsida, Brassicales, Brassicaceae. The transcript has 2 exons. The coding region runs from base 1 to 387 and encodes 128 amino acids.